This is a messenger RNA of Ricinus communis (castor bean), 1036 nucleotides long. RefSeq names its product probable histone H2B.3. The record is from RefSeq and is a predicted model, not a curated record. Gene Ontology annotation, biological process: nucleosome assembly. NCBI's taxonomy places the organism in Eukaryota, Viridiplantae, Streptophyta, Magnoliopsida, Malpighiales, Euphorbiaceae. Bases 97 to 924 code for a protein of 275 amino acids. Gene Ontology annotation, molecular function: DNA binding; structural constituent of chromatin; protein heterodimerization activity. The transcript is spliced from 2 exons. Gene Ontology annotation, cellular component: nucleosome.
UAUAUAAAUGAAACAGCAAACACAUCGGUUCAUCAAAAAUCCAGAGUGUCUAGUUAUCUCUCCUCCAAAUCAAAGAAUUCGAUAAAUUCCAUAGAAAUGGCACCAAAGGCAGCAGAGAAGAAGCCAGCGGAGAAGAAACCGGCGGAGAAGGCACCAGCGGAGAAGAAGCCAAGGGCAGAGAAGAAGCUACCGAAAGAAGGAGGAUCGGCCGGAGCAGAUAAGAAGAGAAAGAAGGCAAAGAAGAGCGUGGAGACAUACAAGAUUUACAUUUUCAAGGUUUUGAAACAGGUUCAUCCUGAUAUUGGGAUAUCAAGCAAGGCUAUGGGUAUUAUGAACAGUUUUAUUAAUGAUAUUUUUGAAAAGCUUGCUCAAGAAUCUUCUAGGCUUGCUAGGUAUAACAAGAAGCCUACUAUUACCUCUCGGGAGAUCCAGACUGCUGUUAGGCUUGUUCUGCCUGGGGAGUUGGCUAAGCACGCUGUUUCUGAAGGGACUAAGGCUGUUACCAAGUUCACUACGGAGAAGAAGCCAGCGGAGAAGAAACCGGCGGAGAAAGCACCGGCCGAAAAGAAGCCAAGGGCGGAGAAGAAGUUGCCUAAAGAAGGAGGAUCGGCCGCAACGGAUAAGAAGAGGAAGAAGGCAAAGAAGAGUGUGGAGACGUACAAGAUUUACAUAUUCAAGGUUUUGAAACAAGUGCAUCCUGAUAUUGGUAUCUCAAGCAAGGCUAUGGGUAUUAUGAACAGUUUCAUUAAUGAUAUAUUUGAAAAGCUUGCUCAAGAGUCAUCUAGACUUGCUAGGUAUAACAAGAAGCCUACCAUUACCUCUCGGGAGAUCCAGACUGCUGUCAGGCUUGUUUUGCCUGGAGAGUUGGCUAAACAUGCUGUUUCUGAAGGGACUAAGGCUGUUACCAAGUUCACUAGCUCUUAGAUUUUAGGGUUAGGAUUUUCUUGUUUUUGUUUGUUGGGUUCUGUUUGUAUGCAAUUCCAAUGUAAAGACUGAUGAGAAUGAAUUGAAUGGGGUUUCUUGCAUUUUCAAUCAA